CGACUGUUUUUAUUGAUUUCAAUCACUGGAGGCUAGCUGGCUCUCAGAAGAAACACUGUGUAAUGUGUUCUUUCCUGGCUUUCAUUAAAGAAACUCAAUGCAGUGCGGUCACGCUGCCGAGCUCGCCUGGCAACCUGCCUACACCCUGUGGUACCUCUUUCAUUGGAGGAGAUCGAGCUCGUGGUUUGGGACAACCAGGGAUGCAAAUGUGGGAGGUUUGGACGCAGUGAUGGGCAAGGAGGAGGCACAGAAGUCUUUAGGAGAUGUCUUCGGUUCUGCUCAAGCAACAAAAGAAGAGGAAGAACUUAUUGCAGAGGAAGAGCAAGAACUUACUCCGGAGGAAAAGAGGAAACUGGAAAGAAAAUUAAAGAAGGAGCGCAAGAAGAAGGAGAAACAGCUGAUGAGGGAAGCUGGAAUCGCCAUUAAAAAGGUGGUGCCCCAAAAGCCAUCGGGAUCUGAGCGGGCUCUGGCCUAUUUAACCAGCUGGUCUGAAAACCCAGAAGAAUGGAAGUUUCAAAAGACAAGACAAACGUGGCUUCUCCUGCACAUGUAUGAUAAAGAGAAGGUUCCAGACAAGUAUUUCACCAUUUUACUGGAUUAUCUGCAAGGCCUUCAGGGCGGGGCAAGAGACAAAACUGUGCAGAAAGCUGAAGCUUUUAUGAAGGAAUUUGAUGGCUCUGAUGGAGAAGACCCAAACGUGCUGGAGAAGUGUGAGCGCGUACGACAAGUUCUGCAGCUGCUGUCCUGAGAGUGUUUUUGUGUCUUAACGGUUGUCUGGUGGAGAGAAGGAGAGGAUGUCAUAUACAGAGGCUAUAAAUGAGUUGUAAAGACAUAAUUUUCUAAAAAGAAUCCUAAUAAUAAGUUUUGUACUCAUAAUUUUUUGCAAUUGCAAAUAUUUAUCAUGUUUUGAGGUGAUGAAAUAAAAAUAACAUAUAUGGUCCAUAGACUUGCUAUUAAUCUUACUGCAUGUCAUUAGGAAAAUAAACCUCUCUCCCUCUCAUUAGUUUUUUCUCCAUCUGCCCCUGUAAUUACUGUUAAAUAAGAGGAACUUUACCGUUCUUAAUAAGAAGAGCAAAGGAACCAACAAAAAGCCUGGAGGGUCUUUUACAAUGGCAGCUUUUAAAAUGAGUGUACAGUACAGUGCGUGCUCAGCCAGCUGUAAUCUAUCACUUUCAGCUUCAGAAGGAUGUCACUUGGAUUUGGGAAAGAUCAUUUUCAGUCUGUUGAACAUGGGGUUGUAUAACACAGUUGCUUAUUAGUAGUUCACACGAUUAUCUGGAGAUACCAUCAGCUUUGCUAGUUUUCCUUUUAUAUUUUAAAGUUUUCAAAGGCAUUAGGGCAAUUGUUUAGAUAUUUAGAUAAUGCACAGAUGGGAACAGAUCAAAUCCUUGCCUGUAUGUGGUGAAAUCAUCAGAUUGUACCUAAACUUGCCCUACAAUGAGAAGUGCUGUGCUGUAUCUGGCCUGACAGUAUUGCAUUUUCAGCUUUCUCUGGUAAUUGGCAUCCAAAACAGUUAAUUCCUGUUCAUUCAUUUUGGUGUAGGACAUUUGUCUCCUGUGAACGUGCUGAAAAUGAGGCUUUCAAGUAAAAAGCAAGGACAUUAAUUACUCAAAAGUUGGAUGAUUGGCUUAUUUAAUAACACUGGUAUUCAGACAGAGUUCUUGACCUGAUUCUUUAAUGUUUCUGCAAACACUGUUCAUACUUUACUAAUAACAACUAUAUGAAAUGUGUAGUGUUUUAGAAGAGUGACUGUCUUUGGGAAUUACAGCUUUAAUUUGGAUGGGUGAAGGAGGGGAGGAUCUACAGAUAUGCAGACCUGAUUUUUCAAUAAGAAGCAUUUGAGUGGAUUUGACAGCCUUCACAGCCAUGGAUUAAUACAAAUCUUUAAAAGUACGAAAUAUAUUACUAGUAACAAAUAA
This is a messenger RNA of Myiozetetes cayanensis, 1919 nucleotides long. RefSeq names its product chromosome unknown C7orf50 homolog (gene CHLSN). Bases 98 to 748 code for a protein of 216 amino acids. NCBI's taxonomy places the organism in Eukaryota, Metazoa, Chordata, Aves, Passeriformes, Tyrannidae. The record is from RefSeq and is a predicted model, not a curated record. The transcript is spliced from 5 exons.